This is a messenger RNA of [Torrubiella] hemipterigena, 912 nucleotides long. NCBI's taxonomy places the organism in Eukaryota, Fungi, Ascomycota, Sordariomycetes, Hypocreales, Clavicipitaceae. The record is from the annotation of a GenBank genome assembly.
AUGUCUGCUCCCAACGGCGACGCUCAAUCUUCCUUCGCCGUCAAGGCUGGUCUCGCCCAGAUGCUCAAGGGCGGUGUCAUUAUGGACGUGACCAACGCUGAGCAGGCUCGCAUCGCCGAGGAGGCCGGUGCCUGCGCCGUCAUGGCCCUCGAGCGUGUUCCCGCCGAUAUCCGCAAGGACGGCGGCGUUGCCCGCAUGUCCGACCCCGCCGUCAUCAAGGAGAUCCAGGCCGCCGUUACCAUCCCCGUCAUGGCCAAGGCCCGUAUCGGCCACUUCGUCGAGUGUCAGAUCCUCGAGGCCCUUGGUGUCGACUACAUUGACGAGUCCGAGGUUCUCACCCCUGCCGACAACGAGAGCCACAUUGAGAAGAGCCCCUUCAAGGCUCCUUUCGUCUGCGGCUGCCGCAACUUGGGCGAGGCCCUUCGCCGUAUUGCUGAGGGUGCUGCCAUGAUCCGCACCAAGGGUGAGGCCGGUACUGGCGAUGUUGUCGAGGCUGUCCGCCACGUCAAGACCGUCAACAAGCAGAUUGCUGAGGCCAAGGCUGCUCUUGCUGAGGGUGGCAUUGUCCGCAUCCGCGAGAUGGCCCGUGUCCUUGAGGUCGAUGCUGAGCUCCUACGCCAGACUGCAGAGCUCGGCCGUCUCCCCGUCGUCAACUUCGCCGCCGGUGGUGUUGCCACCCCUGCCGAUGCUGCCCUCAUGAUGCAGCUCGGCUGCGACGGUGUCUUUGUUGGCAGCGGUAUCUUCAAGUCUGGCGACCCUGCUAAGCGCGCCAAGGCUAUUGUCCGUGCCACCACUCACUACAAGGACGCCAAGGUCCUUGCUGAGUGCAGCGAGGGUCUCGGUGAGGCCAUGGUUGGCAUCAACUGUGACAGCAUGAAGCCCGAGGAGAAGCUUGCCACCCGUGGCUGGUAA